This is a messenger RNA of Cucurbita moschata (crookneck pumpkin), 591 nucleotides long. RefSeq lists its product as uncharacterized. The record is from RefSeq and is a predicted model, not a curated record. NCBI's taxonomy places the organism in Eukaryota, Viridiplantae, Streptophyta, Magnoliopsida, Cucurbitales, Cucurbitaceae. The transcript has a single exon. The coding region runs from base 1 to 591 and encodes 196 amino acids.
AUGGAUACCUCCCUGGUCGCGGGAACCCUUUCAAUGGUUGCCAACAAUGGCGUUGGCUUCGCCAAAUUCCUCAAUCGCUUCGAUUUCGUAUCCAAUUACUACAUCUCCGCCACCGAUUCGAUCGCCGACCAGAUCGCGCCGUAUUCCGCCGCCGGAGCUCUUCAGUUAUCAGCCGCACUGUUCCCCGUCGCAACCAUUGCUCCGCCGCCUGUCAAAUCUAUUUCACGCCGAUCGGCCUCUCGGACGUUUCUCCGUAGAAAGCGCCGCACGAAGCGUAGAUUGUACAGCGAUGACUCCGAGGGCGGCGAAGUCAACGGAUUCGGCGGCGGCGAUUUUGACGGAUCGUACGGCGGAGGUGGCGGUAGCGGCGGAAGUGGCUGGAAUUUCGAUAGAUUUGGGGGGAGUGAUUGGGAAGAAUCUCCAUCCUCUUCUUCUAAUCCGGCGUAUUAUUUCGUUUACGAGGUGGUUUAUUGGAUCGCGCUCUCAAAUUGUGUGCAUUUCGCAUUCAAGAAGGUUAUUAGAUUUGCAGGUGAAGCAAUCAGGAACUCCGAACGAGGAAAAUUGUCCAUGAGAUUAAUCUCUGUGUGUUGA